AUGCCAGAUUCACCAUUUAGUCUGGAAGAUAAAUGGUUAAAACAAAGUUUAUUCAGUAAUAAUCGAUUAGUUAUUCUAAUCACAGAGCCCAGUCUAAAAUUCAUAUCUUCAAUUGUGGGAACGGACAAAUUUCAUAUCUCUUCUGGCAUACAGACCGAAAUAAUUCCCCAAUCCUACUACAGUGAACAAUUUUUGAUGGAUUCUCAUCAAAUGAUGAGCAUUUCUUUUAUGCCAAACACACUUGGCGAUUUCGGAAGAAAAGUUUUCAUUAAGUCCCUGUUUCCAGCUAAUUCAAAAUUAGUACUUAGAGCUUUGAGCGGCUUGUUGUACAGACUGACUCGAAACGCGGACGGUUUACGUCUAACACUUAAUCAGAAUAUACUGAAUAUCGUUGACGUACAGUUAUUACAAAGACAACAUAUGCUAUUUGUCGAUAAGUCUGCGAUGAAGUAUCUGCAAAUUAUCGACUUUCAUGAAACAUAUAAAGUAAGCAAAGGGAUACUUCCUUCUGAGGCAAAUAUCAGCCCAACAUUAUUCAAAAUAAUAAACCAUUGCCUAACAAUCCAAGGUACCGCAGAACUACGGAAAUGGAUGGGUUCACCCAUAAGCAGCGAAGAGAUAAUAACACGAAGACUGGAUGCAGUGGAAUUUUUUCUGGGAGGGAAGGGAACCCAGUUACUUUCAGAAAUAAGAACGAUACUCAAGAGGGUUGGAAAUAUACAGAAAAUUAUCCUCAGAAUGCAAACAUCUUCAGCUAUACCAAGUGACUGGAGAAUAAUAAUACAUACUUUAGAUGCAAUGGAAGCUCUUAUUACAAUGUGUAAACCAUACUGUGAGGAAUUGUAUCCUGUCCAGGAAUUGUUUCUAGCGAAAUUCGACCCAGCAAUCAUAGGUAGCGUUAAAUCAUGGCUAAUUCAUGUGGUCGACACGGAGAAGACGGAAAAAGAACAAAGAUUUGUGGUUCGACGUGGAGUUGACACUACCUUGGACAAAUGGAAUGAAACAUAUGCUUGUCUUCCAGACUUGCUGUCACAGUUGGCAGAAGAUGAACUUGGUAAAUUACGAGAAAAUAUACGAACAUGUGGACUAAUUUACUUUCCUUUAGUGGGUUAUCUGUUGAAGAUUCCAAAAGUAGAAGUAGAAACUCCCGAUAUACAGUUGAGCGGGCUGGAAUUCGCUUUUACAGAUAACGAGAUGGCAUACUACCGAAACGAAACCACACGCAUUCUGGAUCAACGCUACGGUGAUGUGAUGUACGCCAUUGUUGACGCAGAAACCACGAUCAUGCAUCAUCUUCAGGAUCGCUUACUAAUUCACACGCAGAGUAUACUCCAGGCAUCCCAACUUGUUGCGGAGAUAGACUGUUUAUGCGCCUUCGCUAUGGCUGCCAAGCAUAUGGAAUGGACUCGACCGAAAAUAGUGGACGAGAACUGUAUACAUAUUCAUAAAGGAUGGUAUCCUAUACAGCAAACAGUAUCCACAAACAUAAUUAAAAACUCAUUUUACUCUGAUGGAUCUAAGCAUAAGAUAACAUUGCUGACUGGACCGAACGGAAGUGGAAAAAGCAUCUACAUGAAAACUAUCGCCUUAAUAACUUACUUAACACAUAUAGGAAGCUAUAUCCCAGCUGAAGGGGCAAAAAUUUGUACGUUUGAUGCGAUACACAUACUUACAGGUACAGCUCUACUGAAAGAGAUAACUGUUCGACCUAUAUGA
This is a messenger RNA of Schistosoma rodhaini, 1716 nucleotides long. The record is from the annotation of a GenBank genome assembly. NCBI's taxonomy places the organism in Eukaryota, Metazoa, Platyhelminthes, Trematoda, Strigeidida, Schistosomatidae.